This is a messenger RNA of Harpegnathos saltator (Jerdon's jumping ant), 4390 nucleotides long. RefSeq names its product beta-transducin repeat containing E3 ubiquitin protein ligase slmb (gene slmb). Lineage: Eukaryota; Metazoa; Arthropoda; Insecta; Hymenoptera; Formicidae. Gene Ontology annotation, molecular function: protein dimerization activity. The coding region runs from base 662 to 2239 and encodes 525 amino acids. The record is from RefSeq and is a predicted model, not a curated record. The transcript has 9 exons.
GCGUUGUCGUUUGCGAUAUCUCGAGGAAUCGAAACGGCCCUUCAAAAUGCAUCUCGCGAGCGCUGCAGUCGCAUCAGUCGGUCCGUUCGUUCAUUCGUCCGUCCGUUCUUUCGUUCCGUUCCCUCCGUCUGGUCAGUUUGGUUCAGUCUGCGCAACGAGGAAGACUGAGUUACGAUCGACGCGAAUAUUGUGCAAUCCGCAGUAGACUCCGAUAUCCAUCGCGACGAGGAGGAGGUGGAGUGAGAACAGGCCAGGCGGGCGUCUUCCAGCACGGGUUCCUCGCUCAGACGCUACCACGAGUGACACGGCUACCGCUACGGGCUGUAGUUGGUGUUGAAAUGUGGUUCCGACUUCCUGUGCAUGGCGAGGGCUCGUGAGCGUCCUCGUCCUCGUCGUCUUGUGUCGUCGUCCGCGGAGCUGUGCCGUCGUCCGUAUUGAACGGUGGUCGCCGUCGCCGCCGCGAUCGUUCGUCCCGUCGCGCUUUCCUCCGUCUGUACCGUCGGUGUCGUCGUAUUAGCAGCGCGUACAUUCCGCGGGUGCCUCAGUGACGAUCUUCACGUCACACUCGAGCGUGAAAAGCGCAUCACCGCAGGCUCUCGCCCUAAGUCGCGCCUAACAUAGCACGCCGGACUCGCAGGACACGCCGCUCUGUGGCCAAAGGAUGAUCAACAUGGAAACGGACAAGAUUAUCGACGACACGAACACGAAUAUGCAGUAUCCAGUAACGAUACUCUAUGAUCCCGCCCGCAAGAAAGAACCUAUGGGGAUAUCAGCGCAUUACGGCCAGGAAAGAGAAAUCUGUAUGAAGCUCUUCGAGAGAUGGAGCGAACCGGAGCAGGUGCACUUCGUCGAGCAACUGUUGGCGCGGAUGUGUCACUAUCAGCACGGACACAUCAAUGCGUACCUCAAGCCGAUGUUGCAGCGAGACUUCAUCUCGCUUCUGCCAAAAAAAGGAUUGGACCAUGUGGCGGAGAGUAUCCUUUCGUACUUGGACGCGGACUCGCUGAUCGCCGCCGAGCUGGUCUGCAAAGAAUGGCACAGAGUGAUCAGCGAAGGUAUGCUUUGGAAGAAGCUGAUCGAGCGUAAGGUUCGGACGGAUUCUGUAUGGAGAGGACUCGCCGAGAGGAGAGGAUGGAUACAGUAUCUCUUCAAGCCGAGACCAGGCGAGAGUCAUCCCAAUCAUAAUUUCUACAGAUCCCUUUACCCGAAGAUCGUCAAGGAUAUCGACAGUAUAGACAACAACUGGAGAAUGGGUCGUUUCAAUCUUCAGCGAAUCAAUUGCCGUAGCGAGAACUCGAAAGGCGUCUACUGUUUGCAAUACGAUGAUCAGAAGAUAGUGUCUGGGCUCAGAGACAACACGAUAAAAAUUUGGGACAGGAACACUCUGCAAUGUAUCAAGGUGUUAACGGGACACACGGGUUCCGUCUUGUGUUUGCAGUACGACGAUAAAGCUAUAAUAUCCGGCUCCUCCGAUAGUACCGUAAGAGUUUGGGACGCUAACACGGGAGAGAUGGUCAAUACGCUGAUUCAUCAUUGCGAGGCGGUAUUGCAUCUCCGAUUUAACAACGGCAUGAUGGUUACUUGUUCGAAGGAUCGUUCGAUCGCGGUUUGGGAUAUGGUGUCGCAAACGGAGAUCGCGCUGAGAAGAGUACUAGUCGGGCACAGAGCAGCGGUGAAUGUCGUUGACUUCGACGAAAAAUAUAUCGUUUCCGCCAGUGGUGAUAGGACUAUCAAAGUAUGGAACACGUACAGUUGCGAGUUUGUGCGAACAUUAAAUGGACACAAACGCGGUAUAGCGUGUUUGCAAUAUAGGGAUCGUUUAGUAGUUAGUGGUAGUAGUGAUAAUACUAUUAGACUGUGGGACAUCGAAUGUGGCGCAUGCCUGCGUGUUCUUGAGGGACAUGAGGAGUUGGUAAGGUGCAUUCGGUUUGACAGCAAGCACAUCGUCAGUGGUGCUUACGAUGGUAAAAUUAAAGUUUGGGACUUGGUUGCUGCUUUGGACCCACGUGCACUUGCCAACACAUUAUGUUUACGUACAUUAGUGGAGGAGCAUACUGGACGCGUGUUUCGCCUUCAAUUUGACGAGUUCCAAAUUGUCUCAUCAUCUCAUGAUGAUACAAUACUCAUUUGGGACUUCCUUAAUUUCAAUCCAUCAACCGGAAAUGUAUGUAGCGGACGAUUACCAAUGGACGGGACGUCAAAUCAAUCCGAUACUAGAUCUCCAUCUCCAUUCGAGUGACGCAUCAGCACACAGAUUCCUUUAUUGUGAUACAGUUCGGUGGUCUUAUUUCUCAAGUGGUUAGUGAGUGAAUCCAAUGUGUUCACGAUAGUGUGCGCAAAGAACGAAAGAAUCAGUGUCCAGUGUGAAUGGCAACUAAAUAGAUUCAGAUACAUAAGAAGAAACUUGGUCAAUGAAUUUGAUUUAUUGUUUGCUGUGAGAGCAAAAGAAAUUUUCGGAUGUAGGGAAAUACGGACUGAUCUGUGUGAAACUAUAAAUUAUAAUUUAUAUUGCGCUUGACGCACUGCGUUUAGGUACGAACAGUAUGUUAUUAAAACCAUGUAAAAUACAUCCCAUGGAUGUAAACAAUCGUCUGCUUUGGCCAUAUCUGGAAUUCUUCUACGCUCUAUGACAUGAUAGAAGGCGACCAUUUUCCUAUGGUGAAAUAAAAGAAACGGAAUGAAAAGGAAAAAGACUUACAAUACGUAAUAAAGCGAAACGUUUUUAGGGAGGCUUACACACUUAAUAAGACGUUAGAUGUAUUAUAGUAAAUUAAUGAUUUUUUUUUAUAUAAUUAAUUUAUGAUAAGGAGGAAUUAUAAAUUGUUGGUUUGAUUGGAGUACUUAUCUUACGUGAAUGUGCAAGAGGAAAUUGACACGCGAAGAUUGACGUGUUGCUCUGUCUUUCGAAGAAAAGCUAAUAUAUCCGUGUCCAGAAUCAUAGGAAUCAUUGUUUGAGUGUACAAUAACUUUCGCGAUAGAUGUUAACUUUGUGAAAUUGAUAUUAUUUAAAAAAAGCAAGUGAAGAGCCAACAAACUCUGCACAGUUUGAUACAACGCUAUUUGCAUUUAAGAUAUAAUUAAAACAUAUAUUGAAAUGUAAAUAUUUUACUAUUAUUAUUAUUAAUAUUAUUAUUAUUAUAUAUAUAUAUUAUUCAAAUAGAGAGGGAGACGUGGUAGUGCUUCUAAAAUGAUCUUAGAUAUUGUAAAAAGGGGAAAAACACAAUUUUUUAUCUUGACUAUUUGAUCUCGUUUGAAAUGUUUUAUUCGUUUUUGUACAAAUACAAGUUUCUCAUUUUUAUAUUCGCCUAAAUUGCCACUUAUUCGGAUAUACAUCGAUACUGUUUUUCUCUUUUGUGUAAGAGAAACAAAAAAUUUCUCCGCAAUUUGGUAUUUCACUAUGAAAUUCGCUACGAAAAGCAACUUAAGCGUAACCAAAUAACUUGGACACGAGUAAACGAAAGAUGUAUCUUUAUCCCGAUCUAUACUUGUGUACAUAAUCGAAUAUUUAAGAACAAAGUUCAAUUAUGUAAAAUAGAGCGGCAUUGGUAUGAUGCGUCCAAAGUGUGGUUGUGACAUUACAAAGUAGUUUGUGUUUCACGGACGUCGUUAUUCCUAAAUCUUACCGCUAAACUACAAAGUAGUGCGCGGUCGAAAUUUUUGGUCACAUCAUAACAUUUAAAGAUACUUAUUGGUUAUUUGAUAACGAAUUCAGCUACGUAAAAGAAACGACGAAAGAACUCUGUCAGCAAACAUCUUCGCAACUAUGAAAGGAGUGAAAUACCGAAUUAUAUUCCGAAUAUGCGUUUCGUUGCCCUGACGAAAAUAAGAAAUUUCACGAGCGUUUGUUUAGCGUUUGCGGAUGUCGUGGAGAGUUUAUAGAGCGGAAAUAGCAACGUUGCAGCGUUUGAAAGGCGUUUUUUUCAACAUUGCAAAACUUUCAUGAAACGUUAUAUAAAGCGUUUGAUAAGCGAUUCGAAAGCAUUCAAAAUCCAAAGACGUUGUACAAGCGUUCUUACGAAGUUUGAAAACUUAUAAACUCUCAGAAAAUCCUCAUCGAACGAUUGUCAACGCUUUAUAAAGCUUCUUAUUUUUGCCAAGGUAAUGACGGUUAGUACAGGUACGAUCUAUUAUAAUCGCUUAUAAACAUCUGUCAAUAGAUAUAAUGAAUCAUGCAGAACGAAUUGUCACAUGAUGAAUAAUACACGUUUCAAGAUGUUACGACGAUUCGAGCGUUUCAACAACUACUACAAUAAGAUAUUCGGUAUGAGAGGAGUUCAUGCAUAUAUGUGAUUUUCCAUGUUGAUUUCAGUACAUGUGUAUGUGUAUGUGAAACGAUUAAUUUCCGAGUUUUGUACGAACAAAUAUACAGAGAAUACGAUUUACACAUUAA